AUGGCAACUUUCCAAAAGGCAAUCACUGCACCUCCAUCUUCAUCUCUUCAAGUCAUGACGCCUCCUGAAAGCCUACUUCGGGACAUGUCCUUGCGAAACGCAGACAAGGGUGUCCUCAAACAAUCCAUUGUCGAUUCUAUCCGACAGGUGUUGCCCGAGAUGCCUGUUGAGGAUACCUCUUCGCCUGGAAACUCCCGGAUACCCAAUGCGAGCCGACUGACGCAACCUAUGGAGGUCUUUCAGGCCAUGUUAUCUUUCGAUGCUACUACUGGAGCCUCGAAGCUGGCGUCUGUUGGCGCCAAGAAGAAUAAUCUUUGUCAACCGCCUCUUGGCGGUCAGGCAGGGACACCUCCUAACAGCCCACAAAUCGCCCCUUCGGAGCCUGCCACAAUGGACCAACCGACAAAGUCCGCUAGCCUCCUUAUUCCUUCUCCCGAUGAUCCAAGUGCAUAUUCAACCUUUGCGGAGAAGCCGCGAGGCAGAAUAAGUGACUGCAAGGUCUCUGAACAUCUGAAAUUGCCGGCCACUGGCGACGAAGUUGAUGCUGCGACUCUGUAA
Messenger RNA from Aspergillus thermomutatus, 558 nucleotides. RefSeq lists its product as uncharacterized. The transcript has a single exon. The record is from RefSeq and is a predicted model, not a curated record. Bases 1 to 558 code for a protein of 185 amino acids. NCBI's taxonomy places the organism in Eukaryota, Fungi, Ascomycota, Eurotiomycetes, Eurotiales, Aspergillaceae.